ACACAUUGAGAAGUUAAAAAUUUUGAGUGAAAUAAAAAAUGAAGGAAAGAAAAGCAUCCUUAUGGAGGGCAUAGAAAAGGUGAAAGAGAGAGCAAGUUUUUUAAACAAAACAGCGGAUAAAAACUCCAUGAGAGAGAAAAAAAACAGCAGCAGGGACAGCAGUCGGGGCACCGUACUAAAGUUUAAUGAACCAAACAGAAAUAAAAGCUUGACCGACAAGGAGAAAAAAGAGCAUAGCUAUGGUCGUGGUCCCAGUAAGGAGGAUACCCACCGAAGGGGAAGAACUACUAACACACAAGUUACACACAAUAGCAGGAGAAGAACAAACGAAAGGAAAAGUUCUUCCAUGGGGAAAUUGCUGCUACGGGAUGGCAUCAGGGAGGAAGAAAAUUUAUCCGUCUUGCUCAAAGGAUUAAGUAAAGAACGAAUAGGAAGGAGCGAAGAAGGGGGAAGUAGCAAGGAAAACGUGCGUGGUAGUAGGGGAAGUACACGAGGAAACAGGGGAAGCAUGCGAGGCAGCAGAGGCACUCCGAGCAGUGGCGAAAGGAGCAUCAAGAGCCACCCCUGGCAGACAAAGAGUGAAGAUCAGAAAGGCGAAAAAAGUGCGAAUAAUGCGAUAAAUGCGAGUAAUUCGAGUAAUGUGAGUAAUGCGAGUAAUGCGAGUAAUGCCAAUAAUGCCAAUAAUGCGAAAAUUGCAAAUAUGGCAAAAAUUGCAAAUAUUGCAAAAAUUGCAAAUAUUGCAAAAAACGUGACGAAGGAAGAAAAAGUGAAAGAAGCCAAUGUUGUGGCACAUGUAAAAAAACACGAAGGAAGCACUAAAAAGAAAAAUAAAAAAGACCACAUUGUAAUUGACGACAGUAACAUUUACAUCGUGAUAGACGAUCUAAAUGAAAACCUAAACGACAAAGCUGCAUUAAUAAAUAAGCUAAAUAUCACGAAUGACACGUAUAAUUUUUUAAUGAAUAGCAAAAAUGAAAUGAGAGGGGGGAAGCGGAGGAACGGCAGCUACUCCUUCAUGGGAAAAUCUCACCCCGUUAGCGCCAAGGACGUGGACGGGGAAGCACUCGAAGGGGAAGACGCCGAUGUAGAUGAGGAGGAUGGCUUCUACGAUGAAGGAGCAGAGGAGGACGAAGAAGAGGGCCUGGACGAUGAGGAAGACGAGGACGAAGAGGAAGAAGAAGAAGAAGACGGGGAGGAGGACGACUUUGAUAACAAGAGCGUAUCGAUAAGGGGCAUCGGGGAGGACUCCACAAAUGAUGAGCUGGAAGAUUUAGAGAUUAGCCGAAUUUACGAGUCCUUUAAAACGGAAACGGAAAAUCUGCACCCCUUCGAGGAAGCCAAGGGGGAGGAAGAGAAGCCCGAGGGCGCGCAGGUAGGGGGUCAUAUCGAGGAGACCUCCAAGAAGGAGAGGAUGGACCAGGUUGGCAAUGGGAGCGGAGAGAGUGGAGGAGGCGUAGUUGGGAGCGCGAAGGAGCAAACAGGCCAAACGGGCCAAACGGGCCAAACUGACCAAAUGAAAGAAGAAAACCACGACAAAGAUGCGAAGAACGACCAGGCGGACGAGCCCGAACUGAAGGAAACCAAGUCGUUCACCUCAGGCAACCCCAUGGGAGACGCCCCUUUGGUGAACAAAGACAACGUCGAAAUGAACGAUGAGGGGGGUAGAAAGUCUGACGAAGCCGCUACCCCUAAUUCGUUUGGGGGCAAAAGGAAGAGCAGUAGCAUAAAGUGGAAGGAGGUGGAGCCGCGAUGGGACGAAGCGCUGCAGGGAGUAGACUCGGGGCACGAGGAGGGCAAAUCAACGCAGGGAUUCGAGGCGGGAAAAGAGGACAAAUCGGGUCAAGGAGGGCAACAAUGGAGUGAAGCAUCAGUAAUAUCCAUGGUACCAGUAGUGCCCCUCCUACCCGUGAUGCCAAUACUGCCAGGACUGCAAGAAUUACGUAACUUGCAGGAAAUGCACAGCCUACACGAACUGGGGGAGAAGUCGGAGCAGGAAGAACUAGAGGGAGAGAAAAGAAAAAGGAGAAAAAAAAUAGACGACAAGGGAAAACGAGAAAAGCUAAAAUUUAACAGCGAAAAGGAAAGAAGGGAUCACAAAAACGACGAAUUGGAUAGACUAUAUAAACAGAUUAACAAAAAAGACAUGAAUAUUCAGGACGAGGUGGUAAAGAAGUGCGAGGAAGAUCCAAACGAAGGAGACGAAUUCAAUUGCUCACAGUACAGUAAGAUAGUGAAAUUAAUUUCCAUUUCGAAGGAUAUAUCUAAAUAUAACAUGAGUAAUGACAUUACGGAUGGCGACCAAGGGAGGGAGCUCUCCAACCUAGGUGGUACCUUUAAAGAAAAGGGGAAAAAUUUGGACAAGGUAGAUAAGGGCAGAAGUAAGCAAAAGGCAGUGCUACUUCCAUUAGGGAUAGAAAGUGAACAGGAGGGGUUGACUGACAAGAGGGGGAUCAAAAAGACGAGCGGGAAGGACAUUAAAAGGAGUGAUGACUCGGUAGAGAGGAAAGAAGAAAAAAAAACAAAAAUGAAGAGAAAAUAUAGCGACGAGGGGGUAGAUAGCGGUUUAAAAACGGGUCAACAGGGUAGCCAUAAGAAUACCAACCCGAAGGAACCCACUCAAGGGAAGGAGGAAGAAGAUCUGAUGAGCGGUGCGCACCAAUCGGGAGGUGAAUCCACCAAGAGUGUCGGUACUCCAAACAGUAAAAGGAAAAAUGCGCAGGAAGGGGAGCAAGAAAAUGUAAGCAAGAAGUUAAAGAAAGGCGAAGGAGUAGACGGCGUGGACGGUGUGGACGGUGUGCAUAACGCGGGUAAUGUGCUUGGCGUGGAUGCCGCUCAUGCCGCGCAUGCCGUGGGAGAGGAGGAGAACCCCCCGGUGGUGCCCACCUUGGAGGAAAGCGCAGGUGGUGAUGAUGAUAACGCCACGGCAGGGGAGAGCCAAGAGGUAGAAGAACGAGCGGGUGGGGAGACAUUAACGAGCGAGCAGAAAAAUGUCAGCGAAGAGCCCUCGGUUGUAGGAGAAAAGGGGGAGAAGGAUAAAGCUCGUGAAGAAGUCCAAAGGGAGGAGAAGGAAAAGGGAGGAAAUGAGGAGAAGGCGGAAGAGAAGCCACUUGAGGAGCCGCAAGCGGGGGAGGAACAGUCAGGGCAGGCAGAGGAUGUAAACGGAAAGGAAGCAGCCGAAUCGAUUGGAGACAUGGCCGAAGAAGACGCCGAAGUGAAAGCUGUGCUGGAGGAAAUCAUAGAACAGGGCACCGCUGAGGGGGAAGAGGACGAGGGAGUGGAAGAGGAGGCGGUCGCAGUGGAGGGCGCGGUAGUGGAAGCAGUAGCGGGAGAGGAGGAAGAAGAGGCGGUAGCAGUUGAGGACGCGGUAAUGGAAGCAGUAGCGGGAGAGGCGGACGCAGUGGAGGACGCGGUAGUGGAAGCAAUAGCGGAAGAGGAGGAAGCCGAGGGGGAAAAGGAGAUUGCCAACGCUGAGAAGGACGGCGAUCUGAUCGGGGAAAGCCAAACCGCCUCGGAGAAGGAAGGCGAUCAGAUCGGGGAAAACCAAACCGUUGCGGAGGACGUCGAUCAGAUCGGGGAAAACCAAACCGCCGCGGAGAAGGACGGCGAGAUUGUGCUCGUGGAGGAGGACGCAGAAGAAGACGCAGUGGAGCUGGAAGAAAAGGAAGUAUACGAAGAGGUAGAGGAAGAAGGGGAUGAAAUCGUGGAGGUGGACGAGGAAAAGGGAGACCAUGGAGGAGUGAUGGAGGAGGUAUUGGAGGUGGAGGGCGACUCGGUGCAGAAGGAGGUUGUGGAAAUAGAAGAGGAGGAUGGGGAAGACGGGGGUGGGGCUGAGUCUGCCGAAAAGGGAGAAAAGGAAGGAGACGAAGAAGAAAAGGCGGAGUCGGAUAAGUUCGAAGAGGUAGCGGAAGAGGUGGAAGAGGUGGAAGCGGUGGAAGAGGAGGAAGCGGUGGAAGAGGAGGAAGCGGCGGAAGAGGAGGUGUACGAGGAGCUGGAGGAGGGGAAGGACGAGGUGUAUGAAGAGGUGGAAGAGGCGGAAGAGGUGGAAGAAAUGGAAGCGGUGGACGCGGCGGAAUCGGUGGAAGCGGCGGAAUCGGUGGAAGCAGUGGAAUAUCAAAAGGACAUAGUCACAGAAGGAGAAGUGGAUAAUGAGGAGGAUGCCCCUGAGACCGAGGGGAUGCGGAACGAUGAGAAAAAUAACACACAAGAAAAGGAGGAUAAAAAUAAGCUGAGUGAAAAUGCGAAUGAAAUUAUUGUCGAGGAUAGCAGCAAAGAGGAUGAAAUAGCUGACCAUGAUGGUAAUGAUAACGGAUCGACCAACUCCGUUUACACAGAUUUAAAUUCAUCCUCGAGGAGAGAAUCACUUGAAAGUGUAAAGAGUUGCGAACUUGGGAAGGAAAACUCGCUGAAAGCAAUGGAGGUAUUGAGAGGUGGGGAAUGCGUAGAAGUGCGAGCCGAGGUAGCUGAUGAAAACGUUUGCAGCUAA
Messenger RNA from Plasmodium cynomolgi strain B, 4483 nucleotides. RefSeq lists its product as hypothetical. The transcript has a single exon. NCBI's taxonomy places the organism in Eukaryota, Apicomplexa, Aconoidasida, Haemosporida, Plasmodiidae. The record is from RefSeq and is a predicted model, not a curated record. The annotation marks the transcript as partial.